UUAUUUGAUUUAAUAAAAUGUCUAACGCAAAAAAAUCUGGUAAAUCAAAGUUCUUGGCGGAAGAUCUUCACGAUUUCAUAAAUAAAAGCCAGUUUGUAAAAGAAACUCCUAAGACUGGAAAACCUCAAAAGCGUAAUAAACCAGCGGCACCAGCAGAACAAGAAGGUGACAUGUCCAGAUUAAUGAUUGAGCAACAAGUCAGCAUGAAAAAAAGAAAGAUCUCUGCAAGUCAAUCAUCUGAGACACCUCAGAAAGUCCGGGACACAAUUAUGCAGCAAAUAGAAUCAAGACAACAAUGUAAUGAUCUUCUGCUAAACAACUUGUCAAAUAUUAUAACGCAACUAGAUGCUGAUCACGCACAGAUGAAAGAAAAUCAAGAUAAAUUAGAGCAACUCACUGGAGCUCUAUUGAAGUGCAUUCAACAGUCUGGUGCUGCUCAUAAACAAAGUCUGAACGUGUUGUGGGAGUUCCAUGCCACUUUUAAAAAGAGAUACGAGGAAAUGAAUCUUCUACAUAAGGCAGAGAAUGAAAAACUGACUGAAGAAAUAGAGGAUGACCUUAAGAAUUUGGAGCAGAAGCUAAUAAUAGAAACUAAGCGGAGUGGCUGGGACAAUUUACGCAAAACGAUUUUUCAUGCUAUGCAAAAUGAUUUGUAAACUGACAAUAUUCACAAUGAUUGCAUUUUAUAUUUUAGAGACAUUCUUAAUAGAUUUUUUGUUAGAAGACUAAAUAAGACUAAAUGCGAUU
Messenger RNA from Cydia amplana, 747 nucleotides. RefSeq lists its product as uncharacterized. Bases 18 to 656 code for a protein of 212 amino acids. The transcript is spliced from 3 exons. NCBI's taxonomy places the organism in Eukaryota, Metazoa, Arthropoda, Insecta, Lepidoptera, Tortricidae. The record is from RefSeq and is a predicted model, not a curated record.